Molecule: messenger RNA, 1889 nt
Organism: Xenia sp. Carnegie-2017
Lineage: Eukaryota; Metazoa; Cnidaria; Anthozoa; Malacalcyonacea; Xeniidae
Product: U3 small nucleolar RNA-associated protein 6 homolog
Exons: 23
Coding region: 79-1866 (595 amino acids)
Biological process (GO): maturation of SSU-rRNA from tricistronic rRNA transcript (SSU-rRNA, 5.8S rRNA, LSU-rRNA)
Cellular component (GO): Pwp2p-containing subcomplex of 90S preribosome; small-subunit processome
Molecular function (GO): snoRNA binding; protein binding
Source: RefSeq, a predicted model, not a curated record
CAUUGCCAUGCUGGUGGAAUAAACGACUGAGGCUGUGUUUUAUUUUUACAAUCUUUUCGCGUUUCUUUACUCGUAGAUAUGGCUGAGUACGUUUUUCAAAAUGUUGAGGGCAUGCUCCCCGAACUGGAAGAAAUGGAAAGGCUCGAAUUGUUUACGAAACCAGAAAUCAAGUCCAUUGUAAAGAAAAGAACAGCUUUGGAGUAUAAAUUACGAAGACGAAUUUCCCAAAAGACUGAUUAUCUUCGAUAUAUUCAGUAUGAAUUAAACUUGGAUCUUCUCAGAAGGAAGAGAAGAAAGCAUCGUGGAAUUGAGCAAAGAGUCUUACCUGGUGAAGCUGUUUUUAUUAAACGAAUGCAUUUGUUAUUUCAGUCAGCUUUAAAGAAAUUUCCUUUGGAUGUCAAAUUAUGGUUACAAUAUAUAGAAUACUGCAAGAAAGCUGGUAGUACCCAGGCUCUUGGCCGUGUCAUAGGUAGAAUGUUACAAGCUCAUCCUCAUAAUGCCAAUUUAUGGAUUAUGGCGGCAAAAUGGGAGUUUGAGAAUCAAAACAAUAUAAACUCUGCGAGAUCGUUAAUGCAAAGAGCUUUGAGAUUAAAUCCAGAAUCGUGCCAUCUUUGGUUGGAGUAUUUCAGACUGGAAUUAUUGUUUAUGGAGAAGGUGAAAAAAAGACGACAAUUGCUUGGUGUCCAGGACCAAAAAGACAAGGAUGUGGUAGAUACACCAAGUUCUAGUGAAUUCUUAUCUGGAAAAACAGCUCAUAUUGUAUACAAAAACGCAAUACAAAGCAUUUCGGAUAAUCUAGAAUUUCGUUUGAAAUUCGUUGAUAUUUAUGAUUUGUUCUGUGAUUGUGAUGAAGGAAUUGAUGAAGUAUAUAGAAGUCUGUCAAAAGAUUUUCCGCUUUCUGAAGAAGCUUGGAAUGCUUUAGCUAUGCGGAAUUUGAAAGAAAAACAGGCUGGAAAACUUCAAGACAAAGAUUUCGAUAGUUUACAGUCUGAAAGAAACAGCGUCUUUGAAGAUGCUGUCCAGAAAGUGAAUACAGAGAAAAUGUGGAGUUAUUACCUCGAUGCUUGUGUCGGAGAUUUGGAAAGACACACAAUUUCAGACAAAGUCUUGAAGAAAAAUGUGGAACACACUCUAAAGGUUUUUCGAUCAGCUCAUGAAGCGAAGAAGCUCUCGGCGGAAAAACACGUUCUGUGGGUAAAAAUACUGCAGCGAAAUGCUAAAUGGAAUGAAAGUUUGGCUAUUUGCAAAAAUGCGCUGAAAGAUUUUCCCAGCUCGGUCAUCAUAUGGAAAAAAUAUUUCACUCUUCAAAUUAAUGAAAAUUCUUGUGGAAAUUUGAUUGAGGAACUAUGUGGUUGUCUGAGCCAUUUUAAAUCCGAUGUUGAUAUCUUGGACAUGUGGCAUUUUGGUGUUGAAUUAUUCACUUCACUGCAAGCGACAGAUGAAAUUGAUCGUCUUUAUAAGUCUUGUGUCGAGAUUUGCACAAGUAAGAAUGCACUGGAAAAAAUAAGCGAACUCUACCUGGAGUUGAUUUUCUUAAGAGAUGGUAUAAAACGCGCAAGAAAAUUAUACAAAAGAUUGUUGAAAGAGAUUCCGAUGUCGUUUUCAUUGUAUCAAAAAUGCAUGACAAUUGAGAAGUCACAGGCGAUGCCGAAUAUGAAGCGAUUAAGGAAACUCUUCGAGACAGCGGUGGAUAACUUCGGCUCUGACUAUUCAGAUAUUUGGAUCGAUUACAUCAGGUUUGAACAGAAAGAAGGUGAGCCUAGUCUAGUUGCCAAUCUUCAUUGGCGAGCAAUGAAAAGUUUAUCUGGUGAGAAAGUUGAACAAUUUAUAACAAAGUAUACGUUGUUACAGAAAGAUUCAAGUUAAAUUAAAAUACUGAAAAACAUAAA